This is a messenger RNA of Clonostachys rhizophaga, 846 nucleotides long. The record is from the annotation of a GenBank genome assembly. Lineage: Eukaryota; Fungi; Ascomycota; Sordariomycetes; Hypocreales; Bionectriaceae.
AUGCCUUCAAAAGAGUGGGACGAAGAGGAUAGCGGUUCCAGCGCCCCCUCAUCUCCCAAGGUUUCUGCCGCUGCCGCUGCCGCCCGCCGCAAGUUCGACGACGAAGAGGAUGACAGCGAUGUGCUCGAUUCUUGGGAUGCCGCAGAGGACUCCGAAGUAGAGCGAGAGAAGGAGCGCAAGGCCAAGGAGGCCAAGGAGAAGGCUGCUGCCGAAGCUGCUGCCAGUAAGAAGUCUAAGGCCCAGCGCAUCAAGGAGCACCAGGAUGCCCGCGCCAAGGCUCUCGCCGAAGAUUCCGACGAGGAAGAGGAGGAAACUGAGGCCGAGCGCCGCGAGCGUCUUCGCCGCACCGAGAAGGAGGCAGACAUGAAGCACGCCGAAGCCCUGCUCGGUGCUGGGGACGACUUUGGAGACAUUGGCGUGAGCAGCUCUCGCAAGGGCCAGACCGUUGGAACUGCCGUCGCUAUCAGCAACGACGACCCCAGCAAGACUGUCAACAUUGCCAACCUUCCCCUCUUCAACCCCACCACCAAGGCCCAGUUUGAGAAUCUCCGCACGACCCUGGUGCCUAUCCUCGCCGCCAACGGCAAGAAGGCACACUACUCCCUCUUCCUGCAGGAGUUUGCCAAGCAGCUUGCUGCUGAGCUCCCCAGCGACCAGAUCAAGAUUGUUGCCAGCAAGCUCACGGCCCUGAGCAGUGAGAAGAUGAAGGCCGAGAAGGCCGCCCAAAAGGGUGGCAAGAAGACCAAGGCCGCCAAGACUAAGACAUCACUGGUCGCCAGUCGUGCUAAUACCACUGACACUAACGCCUAUGAUAACGAUGAUUUCGGAGAUGAUGAUUUUAUGUGA